This is a messenger RNA of Entamoeba dispar SAW760, 945 nucleotides long. RefSeq names its product PCI domain-containing protein, putative. NCBI's taxonomy places the organism in Eukaryota, Evosea, Mastigamoebida, Endamoebidae. Gene Ontology annotation, biological process: poly(A)+ mRNA export from nucleus; post-transcriptional tethering of RNA polymerase II gene DNA at nuclear periphery; transcription elongation by RNA polymerase II. The coding region runs from base 1 to 945 and encodes 314 amino acids. The transcript has a single exon. Gene Ontology annotation, cellular component: transcription export complex 2. Gene Ontology annotation, molecular function: RNA binding; double-stranded DNA binding. The record is from RefSeq and is a predicted model, not a curated record.
AUGUCUGUUGUUGAAAGAGAAAGAUGGUCAUUAGAAGUUGACAAAGCUGUUGAACUUGUUAAGGCCAACUCUCAUGAAGGAAUUGUACCAAGCCAAUACAGUAAAAAGUUAAGUGAUUCUGUAUUGCAUUUAGUAUUAUCAACAAUUGACUUAGUAAAGGUUUUAGGAAAAGAUGGAAGUGAAGAUAUAAUCACAAAAACUUUAGACACAUUUAGAUCAUUGUUAUCAGUAGUUAAUUUAAAUGCAAAUAACUCAACAUAUUCUGUCAUUGCUUCAGCAUUUCACUUAUUCAAUUAUCUUCAUAUUUUUAGUCAAAUGGAUGACUUUCUUUCUUCAGCGCAACACCUUAUUAAAGAAGAUACAACUCGUAGUAUGUAUUGUAUGUACCAUUACUAUGCUGGAAUGACAAUGCUCAUCAAAAACAAACCAAGUGAUGCCCUUACUCAUUUAACUGAAGCAAUCAAUUAUACUCCAGUCGAUUCACCUAAUUACAGAAAAACAUUAAUUCCAUUAAUUGUCUUACAUUUAAGAAAAGGAGAAUAUCCUCCUCAACAACUUCUUUCUACUCACAAUUUAGAAGAAGAAUAUACUAAUUUAAUUCUUUCAGUUGAAAGGGGUGAUAUAGUGUUAUAUGAAAAUGAAAUAAGAAAACACGAAGCGUUCUUUAUUCAUCAUGGAUUAUUUUUAUUAGUGGAAUCUUUAAAACUUAUUGUUUAUCGAAAUCUCUUUGAUUUAGUGCAAAAAUCUUUAGGUACUAAUAAAAUUCUUUAUUCUGCUUUUCAAAAAGCUCUUAAUGUAUUUGGUAAAACUUGUUCUGAAACUGAGUUAGAAUUUAUUGUAGCUAAUAUGGUUUAUAAAGGGCUAAUGAAAUGUCAAAUCUAUCAUCAGUAUAAAGCAUUUGUUCUUCCUCCAUCAAAUGCUUUCAGUUAUUUUGAAGAUAAGUGA